This is a messenger RNA of Exophiala dermatitidis NIH/UT8656, 3047 nucleotides long. Its product is annotated as arginyl-tRNA synthetase. Gene Ontology annotation, cellular component: mitochondrion; cytoplasm. The record is from RefSeq and is a predicted model, not a curated record. Gene Ontology annotation, biological process: mitochondrial translation; arginyl-tRNA aminoacylation. Gene Ontology annotation, molecular function: ATP binding; arginine-tRNA ligase activity. Bases 20 to 2152 code for a protein of 710 amino acids. The transcript has a single exon. NCBI's taxonomy places the organism in Eukaryota, Fungi, Ascomycota, Eurotiomycetes, Chaetothyriales, Herpotrichiellaceae.
CGAUGACUCUACAAAGAGGAUGUCACUUGGCUGCUGUUCCUCCUGCUACCGAUUUUCUAUUAACUCGCAGUCAACCUUGAUCUGUGUAUUACCAUCGAUUCUUCAAACAGCUCGGAGUACUUUGAAGGACCCGUUUGCAACCCAUACCAGAAAAUCUGCAUUGAGGCGCUGGCAGUCAUAUCCCAAGAGUGGCCCUCUCAAGAUUUACAGCACAUCAUCCCGACCGAUCUCCAGCAUCAUGGCAGACGUCGGUGAAAAAUUUUCAUCAUUGACGCUGGACGAGAUGUCCAAAGCGCAAAAUCCCGUCAACCUGUACCGACGCAACAUAGCGGAGCGAUUAGCGUCCAUCAUUGACCGAAAAGCCGAGGAAAUCGUCCCCUUGCUAGCAUGGACGACGACUCUAGACAAAGGAGACUUGCAGUUGCCAGUUGCAGCGCUGCGGAUCAAGGGCAAGCCGCCGCAGGAUCUGGCCAAGGAGAUCGCCGACGCAUUCCCGUCCAGUGCUGAGGACACGCACGCGACGGCCAUGAACUCUGGUCCCUUCGUGCAGUUCUUCUUCAAGCCGGACCACGUCACGAAAUUUGUGAUUCCGGAGAUUCUCAAGACUACCAAGGCGUACGGGUCUGAUCCGACGCCUGGUCUGAAAGAUCCCAAGGAUCCAUCAAAGGGCCAGAAGAGGGUUGUGGUCGAGUUCUCGUCGCCCAACAUUGCCAAGGAGUUUCACGCUGGUCAUCUCCGAAGUACGAUUAUUGGAGGCUUCAUUUCGAAACUGUAUGCCAGGACAGGCUGGGAUGUCAUCCGGAUGAAUUACCUGGGCGAUUGGGGCAAGCAGUACGGGCUUCUCGCCAAUGGAUUCAAGCAGUUCGGCAGUCAAGAAGAACUGGACAAGAACUCCAUCGCGCAUCUGUUUCAGGUUUACGUGAAGAUCAAUCAGAUCAAGUCCGACCAGGACGGACCGAUUAAUGAACUGAAGAAAGAAAUCAAGGAGAAAAAGGCCAAGGGCGAGGACGUGACGGAGCUUGAGGAGAAACUCGCGCCUAUGGUCGAGGCCAGUGAGGACGAGAAGGCUCGAAAAUACUUCAAGAGUAUGGAGGACGGCGACCCGGAAGCCCUCGCCUUGUGGCAGAAGUUCCGAGACAUGAGUAUUGAGAAAUACAAGAAAACCUACGCACGGUUAAACAUCGAGUUUGACGUCUACUCGGGUGAAUCCCAAGUCAAACAAGAGACUAUCAAGAAAGUGCUGGACGAUCUUCUGGCCAAGAAAAUCGCGGAAGAGUCAGAAGGUGCCAUUCUCAUUGAUUUCGCAAAGCACGGUGCCAAGAAGCUCAACAAAGCCAUUAUCGUGCGCAGAGACGGUACCCCGCUGUACCUGACACGAGAUCUGGCGGCGAUCCUUGAACGUUACGAGACCUACCAUUUCGACAAGAUGAUCUACGUGAUUGCUGACCAGCAGAAUGAGCACGUCGCCCAAUUGUUCAAGACGACCGAGAUCAGUGGUCACAAGGAGAUCUCGGACAAAUGCGAGCACAUCUCCUUCGGCAUGGUCAAGGGCAUGAGCACGCGAAAGGGCACAGUCAAGUUCUUGGACGAUGUGAUCAAUUCGGUCAAGGACGUCAUGCUGGAAGUGAUGAAGAAGAACGAAAAGAAAUACGAGCAGCUAGAGGAUCCAGAGGCCGUGGCCGACAUCCUUGCCAUCACGGCCAUCAUGGUACAGGAUUUGACGGGCAAGGUUCGCAACGGCUAUGAAUUCAACAUCAACCAGAUGACGGCUUUUGAGGGUGACACGGGCCCCUACUUACAGUAUGCUCAUGCACGACUGUGUUCCAUCGAGCGGAAAGCAAAUGUAGACCUGAGCAAACUGGAUUCUGCCGACCUAUCGUUGCUGAAAGAGCCGCAUGCGAUCAAUCUGGUGCGAGCACUAGCUCAAUAUCCCGACGUGGUCACCAACACACUCAAAACCCGUGAGCCGUCCACCGUGCUGACCUAUCUCUUCAAGAUGGCGCAUGCGUUGAGCUCAAGCUAUGAUCACUUACAGGUUGUGGGAAGCGAGCCCGAGCUGCAGAAGGCUCGGCUGGCUCUGUACGAGGCUGCCCGGCAGGUGCUCUGGAAUGGCAUGACCCUACUCGGCCUAACCCCGGUACAGAGGAUGUAGUGGCUUUCCGCUGGAUUGGCAGACAGCUCCAGGGAUGGUAUUUUGUGACAACAGGGGUGUUUGAGCAUUUUCAGCGGGAGAUUUCGGGACAAAAAGAAGAAUCACCCGAAGCCCAGGGUUCGACUUCUAAACCCUAUCGUUUGCCUUUUGCUCAUCCACCAUGACGGCUGGUCGGAUGAAAGCGAUGAAUGGGCGACAGGUCGUCGUAGUGAAGGGAGCAUGCUGGCAGACCUCGCAUUAGCUGCAGAAGUCGAGCUGGUCAGCUAGACUCUAAGGCUGCCCAGGCUGCUGCAGUAGGGUUACGCCCAUCGACGCCAUAACUUUCUUCUCCUUCUCCGCCUUUUUCUUUUUGCCUUGCCCCUCUCGAGGCUGGGUUGCAUUCAGUGCAGUGGUCAAGGUGUGCAUGGGUCGUAGUAUCUCGACUGAUGCUUUUGGGAUUGAUCAUCUUGAAAAGGGUGGGCUGUGCUUUGCUGCCUCAAGGGACUUUAGCAGCAAUACAAUCUGAACACUCGUUGAGCAACCUUGCCGUGUCGUGGGAAACAGUUUGAAUUGUGCUUGAACAGCGGCCGGUGACAGCGGCGGCGCAAGAAAGAAAUGGACCGGCCAGGCUAUUGAUGUUCGUGCUCAGCUAUUAGAUGAUAGACAACUGGAUUCUUCCUACAUAGUUAGAUACGGGACGACUUUCCGCCAUGGUGAGCCAUGGCUGGAUAACUGGGUGGAGGGGCAAGUAAGCAACUUCCACACGCAAACAAUGGGGACUUUGGUCCCUCUCGUCUCUUCACAAUGGAGGUAGUCAGCCAUGCUGAAUGUAGGCUCCCCGCGUGCUCCGGUCUCUAGCCACGCGGCCAGCUGUUGUAUCACCUUGCAUCCCCUAUCCGAAGCCGAAUCCCGGAUU